Molecule: messenger RNA, 1236 nt
Organism: Siniperca chuatsi (mandarin fish)
Lineage: Eukaryota; Metazoa; Chordata; Actinopteri; Centrarchiformes; Sinipercidae
Product: P2Y purinoceptor 1-like
Exons: 2
Coding region: 16-1002 (328 amino acids)
Biological process (GO): G protein-coupled receptor signaling pathway
Cellular component (GO): membrane
Molecular function (GO): neuropeptide receptor activity
Source: RefSeq, a predicted model, not a curated record
UUUUCAGGAGACAGAAUGAAGAACACCUCCUGUCCGCAUGUCAGCUUCGACUUUGAACACAGAUUCCUGCCUCCUGUUUACAUCUUAGUAUUCAUCAUUGGACUGGUAGCUAAUGGAUGGGGACUGAAGUCUCUGCUGCACAACUGGAAGAAGCUGAAGAUCAUCAAUGUUUUUGUUCUCAACCUUGGACUUGCAGAUAUUUUGUAUCUGCUCACACUCCCAUUUUUGGUGGUCUACUACUUUAUGGGGAGUAAAUGGAUCUUUGGAGAUGCAUUCUGCAAGAUAACAAGAUUCUGCUUCAACCUGAAUUUAUAUGGCAGCAUUGGGUUCCUUACUUGUAUAAGUGUGUACAGAUACCUGAGCAUUGUCCAUCCAAUGAGAGUGAUGGGAAGAAUAACUCUGACUCCCUCUGUGGCUAUCUCAAUCACAGUUUGGUUGUUGGUGAGCGUUCAAAGUCUUCCAGACAUGUUCUACACCAAAACAUUUGGAAACAUCACUGUAGGAUGUUACGAUACCACCAGUAAGAUCUAUGUUGAGGAUUACCUGAAAUACAGCUUCGGAAGGACACUCACUGGGUUUUGUAUCCCGUUCCUCAUCACACUGGGCUGCUAUGGACAUGUGAUUGUCGUUCUCUGCCGCAAAAAUACCAUUGACAAGAUACUGAAACAGAGAAGCUUGAAGUUGUUGUUCAUCUUGAUUCUUCUCUUCUCUGUUUGUUACAUCCCCCAUCAUGUAUUCAAGAACCUCAACCUCUUGUCAAGAGUUCUGUCCAAACAGAGGAUUUGCCAUGGAUGGUUUAAUGGAGUCUACAUUGCUCAUCAGAUAAGUCGUGGCCUUGUGUGUCUGAACAGUGCUCUCAACCCUCUGGUUUACCUCCAUGGAAAUGAAGAUAUUCCUGCUCAGCUCAGACGACUACUCCAGCAAGCUCGUCAGAUGUUCAGCCGUUUGCUUCUGUCAAACUCCGGGCGUGUGUCUGUGGCACAAACCGCAGAUGAAGCUUAACAAGAGUUAAGAUUUUAACAUUAACUGUUUAAAGACAAAUAGCUCAAACAGCAGCUCUUGCAACUUUUUCAUGCAGCUGUUCAUCACAACUAGUGGUGUACUGUAAAUUGAUUACAAUGUUAAUGUCAUUUUCUCUUAAGUAUUGCAUUCUUUGCUUGAAUAAUACUUUUGCUGUACAUUCUUGAUCUUUGUGUUUGUCAUGAUACUGUUAUCACAUGCAGACAAAUGUUCCAA